UUUGAAAAAACUGGAUUUCCUGGAGUAAUCGGCGUUCUUGACGGAAGUCACAUAGCUAUUUUUCCACCACACAGUGAAAGAGAACAUUUAUUUAUUAACAGAAAACUGUAUCAUUCCAUAAAUAUGAUGAUUAUUUCUUCAUAUAAUAGUAAAAUAUUGGCAGUAAACGCAAUGCAUGGAGGAAGAACACAUGAUUCAAGAGUUUUUCAAUCUUCGAGUAUUUUUUAUUAUUUACAAAGACAACAAGAAGCAGGUGAAAAAAGUUCUUGGCUUAUANGAGAUGCUGCAUAUCCACUCAUGCCAUUUCUUUUGAAACCGUUUAAGAAUCCGCCAGCAGGAUCACCGGAAGCAAACUAUAAUGAACACAUAAUUAAAGCACGUUCUGCAGUAGAAAGAUGUAUUGGAAUUUUAAAAGGACGAUGGCGUUGUUUAAGAAAAGAAAGAGCAUUGCAUUAUAAGCCAGAAUUUGCAGCAUAUAUUAUAAAUGCGUGUUGUAUUUUGCACAAUAUUGCUAUAAAGUGGAAAAUUCUUCCAGAUGAAAUAUAUUUGGAAGAAGUGGAUUAUGAGUUACCAUUACUAUAUGAUAAUAUAAAUAAUACUGCAGAACAAAUAAGAAGAGACAUUGUUCGGUGGUAUUUUGCAGAAUAAUUUUAUUGUUCGAUG
Pseudomyrmex gracilis is the source of this 663-nucleotide messenger RNA. Its product is annotated as putative nuclease HARBI1. The record is from RefSeq and is a predicted model, not a curated record. The transcript has 4 exons. The coding region runs from base 124 to 648 and encodes 174 amino acids. Lineage: Eukaryota; Metazoa; Arthropoda; Insecta; Hymenoptera; Formicidae.